Molecule: messenger RNA, 2550 nt
Organism: Lipotes vexillifer (Yangtze River dolphin)
Lineage: Eukaryota; Metazoa; Chordata; Mammalia; Artiodactyla; Lipotidae
Gene: ZNF333
Product: zinc finger protein 333
Exons: 12
Biological process (GO): regulation of transcription by RNA polymerase II
Molecular function (GO): DNA-binding transcription factor activity, RNA polymerase II-specific; RNA polymerase II cis-regulatory region sequence-specific DNA binding
Source: RefSeq, a predicted model, not a curated record
AUGAAGGAGUCAACCUUUCCGCCACUGCCCGGUGGUCCUCUGGCCCUGAGGGCCGGUGCCCGGACCACUUCCGCUCCCAGCGGCCCUGACACCGGAAGCAGAAGUGCGCAGCGGCGGCGGAUGGUGGCGGCUGUACGGGGCCGCACGGCGCGCUGCGGUGGGAGUGUCUCCGGCCGUUCUGCAGGUGCGGCCAGGCCCCUCGGGAGGGCGGGGUGGGGGGGGCUCGGCGGGCGCGAGGAGGGGCCGGAGGGUCUAGGACGGCUGCCCGGGCCAAGGUGCUUCCUCCCCGCGGUAACCCCGGGGCCGGGAUGGGGCCCGCACAGCUCGGCUCUGCAGCCGGGCUCCCCCUGUUCGGUCUGUCGCUCUCAGGUACCCCUUGUUCGGGCCAACAGGACUGUCAUCCGUCUAUUGAAGGGGAAGUCACGAAGUACAGACCAGGUCCCGCAGCUAAGAAGUGGUGACACCAGCCGGCCCCAGCACUCACCCGUCUUCCCCGAUUUGUUGGCCUACCGAAGGACACCUACGGAAACUUUAAACCCUGGCGCUGGUGUCAUGGAAUCAGUCACCUUGGAGGAUGUGGCAGUGGGGCUCAUCCAGGAGUGGGCAUUGCUGGAUGACGCUCGGAGGAAUCUCUGCAGAUACGUGCUGCUGGACAACUGCAGGACCCUGGCCCCCCGGGGGACUCCAUUCUGCAAAGCCUGUCUGGUCUCCCAGGUGGGGCCAAGAGAAGAGCUGAUGACAGCAGAACGAGGCAUUCUCUGUGCCACGGGUGUGGACUGGGAAUCUCAACUUCAACCCAAAGAGUCUACUCCUCUGCAGGAUAUUUUGGAGGAAAAUUCAUCCCAUGAUUUGCAAACGGGGCUGGGGCUGGACCUGAGGAUGCAGAUCAAGCCCAUGAUGGGAGAGAGGGGGACACCUCUGACUCCAGGGGACCGGUCAGCUCUCCAGGAGUCACCUUGGUCUUCUGAGGACAUGGGGCUGAAGGUGGCUGUGCAGAUUCAGAGGGUGGCCACGCCGGAGCCUGCGCUGCGCCUCCUCAACCUGUUGGGGGCUGGGGGUUCUGCAGUGCCUGCUCAGGACCCCACCUGGCUCCGGGAGGAGAGCACAGAGGAAGAAGCCGUGGCUCCUGGGACACUGAACACUUGUCUGCAGGAACCAGUCACCUUUGCGGACGUGGCCGUGCUGUUCACACCGGAAGAGUGGCUGUUUCUAGACUCUGCUCAGAGAAGCCUGUACAGAGACGUGAUGCUGGAGAACUAUAGGAACCUGGCCUCUGUGGGAGAUCAACUCUGCAAAGCCAGUACAUUUUCCCAUUUGGAGCAAAGAGAAGAGCUGUGUGUCACUGAGAGAGGGAUCUUCCCAGGAACCCACUUAGAACCUCAACUUCAACCCCAAGACUCAAUUCCUAACCAAGAUAUUUUUGCAGAGAUUCCAUCCAUUGGCACGAAAAGGGAGCAACCUCAGACUGGAGAAAAACUCUAUGAAUGCAAUGUACUAGGGAAACCUUUUAACAGCACCAAACCACUUUUUCAGUACCAGAGAAUUCCUGCAGGAGGGAACCCCUGGUAAUGCCGAGAGAGUGGAAAACCCUUCUUCCAGACCGCUCACCUAAUUGUGUCUGAGAAAAUCCAUAGCGGGGAUAAAACCUAUGCAUGUAACAAAUGUGAAAAAUCGUUCAGAUACAGCUCCGAUCUCAUCAGGCACGAGAAGACUCACACUGCGGAGAAGUGCUUUGAGUGUCAGGAGUGCAGGCAGGCCUUCAAGUAUUCCUCAAAUCUGCGGCGGCACAUGAGAACUCACACUGGAGAGAAACCCUUCGAGUGCAGUCAGUGUGGGAAAACCUUCACGAGGAACUUUAACCUGAUCUUGCACCAGAGAAACCACACGGGCGAGAAGCCCUACGAAUGUAAGGACUGUGGGAAAGCUUUCAACCAGCCGUCCUCUCUGAGGAGCCACGUGAGAACUCACACCGGAGAGAAGCCUUUUGAAUGUGCCCAGUGCGGGAAAGCCUUCAGGGAACACUCAUCGCUGAAGACACACCUGCGGACCCACACCAGAGAGAAACCGUAUGAAUGUAACCAGUGUGGGAAGCCCUUCCGAACGAGCACUCACCUGAACGUACAUAAGAGGAUCCACACAGGGGAGAAGCUUUAUGAGUGCACCACCUGCGGGCAGGUCUUGAGUCGUCUCUCGACCCUUAAGAGUCACAUGCGGACCCACACGGGAGAGAAACCCUACACGUGUCAGGAGUGUGGGCGAGCCUUCAGUGAGCCCUCAUCCCUCAGGAAACACUUGAGGACCCACACCGGCAAGAAGCCCUACACGUGUCAGGAGUGUGGGCGAGCCUUCGGCCAGUCUUCACACCUUAUCGUACAUGUGAGAACCCACACUGCGGGGAGACCCUACGAAUGUAAUCAGUGUGAGAAAGCCUUCAGGCACAGCUCUUCACUGACCGUGCAUAAAAGGACUCACGCCAGGAGAGAAAACGUCAGGACUGGCGGCCUGCCUUUAUCAGUGUCUCUUGCAUACGGUGGGCCCCAUGCUGAUUAA